Molecule: messenger RNA, 1527 nt
Organism: Enhydra lutris kenyoni (northern sea otter)
Lineage: Eukaryota; Metazoa; Chordata; Mammalia; Carnivora; Mustelidae
Gene: BEST2
Product: bestrophin 2
Exons: 9
Coding region: 1-1527 (508 amino acids)
Molecular function (GO): chloride channel activity
Source: RefSeq, a predicted model, not a curated record
AUGACCGUCACAUACACAGCCCGCGUGGCCAAUGCGCGCUUCGGAGGAUUCUCGCAGCUGCUGCUGCUGUGGCGCGGGAGCAUCUACAAACUUCUGUGGCGUGAGCUUGUCUGCUUCCUCGGGCUCUACAUGGCGCUGAGUGCCGCCUAUCGCUUCGUGCUGACAGAAGAGCAGAAGCGUUACUUCGAGAAGCUAGUCAUCUACUGUGACCAGUAUGCCAGUCUCAUUCCUGUCUCUUUCGUGCUGGGUUUCUACGUGACGCUGGUGGUGCACCGCUGGUGGAACCAGUACCUAUGCAUGCCGCUGCCCGACGCGCUCAUGUGCGUGGUGGCAGGCACAGUGCACGGACGCGACGAGCGGGGCCGCCUCUAUAGGCGCACGCUCAUGCGCUACGCCGGGCUCUCGGCUGUGCUAAUCCUGCGCUCAGUCAGCACCGCGGUGUUCAAGCGCUUCCCCACCGUCGACCACGUAGUGGAGGCGGGAUUUAUGACCCGGGAAGAGCGGAAGAAGUUCGAGAACCUGAACUCGUCCUACAACAAAUAUUGGGUGCCCUGCGUCUGGUUCUCCAACCUGGCUGCUCAGGCCCGGCGCGAGGGCCGCAUCCGCGACAACAGCGCCCUUAAACUGCUGCUCGAGGAGCUGACUGUGUUUCGGGGCAAGUGUGGAAUGCUCUUUCACUACGACUGGAUCAGCGUACCCCUUGUCUAUACCCAGGUGGUGACCAUAGCUGUGUACAGCUACUUCCUGGCCUGCCUCAUCGGUCGCCAGUUCCUGGACCCAGCUCAGGGCUACGAAGGCCACAACCUGGACCUGUGCGUGCCCAUCUUCACCCUGCUGCAGUUCUUUUUCUAUGCAGGCUGGCUCAAGGUAGCCGAGCAGCUCAUCAAUCCCUUCGGAGAAGACGACGAUGACUUUGAGACCAACUUUCUGAUCGACCGCAACUUCCAGGUGUCAAUGCUGGCCGUGGACGAGAUGUAUGAUGACCUGGCCAUGCUGGAGAAGGAUUUGUACUGGGACGCCACCGAGGCUCGCGCCCCCUACACCGCAGCCACAGCGUUCCUGCUGCAACAGCCCUCCUUCCAGGGCUCCACCUUCGAUAUCACGUUGGCUAAAGAGGACAUGCAGUUCCAGCGGCUGGACGGUGCGGACGGACCGCUGGGCGAGGCGCACGGUGACUUUUUGCAGCGCCUCCUGCCGAUAGGCGCAGGCAUGGCCGCGGGAGGCCUGCUCGGCCGGCGCCUGUCCUUAAUGCGCCGCAAGAACAGCUGCGUGUCUGAGACGUCCACAGCCGCCAGCUGCGCGUGCGCAGGCGCCCCCGACGGCGCGGCCCCGGAGUGCGGUUGCGGGGACCCGCUGCUCGACGCCGGCCUGCGGGAGCCAGAGCCGGAGCUCCCCGUCGGCCCCGAGAUGCCCGUCCCGGGGCCCGCCCCCGAGCCCUUCACAACCGUGCCUAUGCCCGCGCCGCGGGGACCGGCUCCUCCCUGGCUGCCCAGCCCCAUUGGCGAGGAGGAGGAGAGUCUAGCCUGA